Mycena citricolor is the source of this 237-nucleotide messenger RNA. The record is from the annotation of a GenBank genome assembly. Lineage: Eukaryota; Fungi; Basidiomycota; Agaricomycetes; Agaricales; Mycenaceae.
UGUGUCGACGAAGUCCUGAGCGCUCAGGAAUGAGGAUGAUGGGCAGACAGAACAACAUUAAUCUGGCGGAAUGCGGCGGCGAUGUUGGUCACCUGACCGUCUUGUCAGAGCGGAAUAGGCGCUGCCGUUUCGUGAAUCGUUCUCACCUGCCACUCCAGCCUAGCUUGCCCCGUCUGAAGUUGUUUCUGAAGACGAUAUCAGGGCUGCCUGUAUCGUCCCGACUCGCCAUGCGUGUUG